Messenger RNA from Sebastes umbrosus (honeycomb rockfish), 4325 nucleotides. RefSeq names its product protein NLRC3-like. Gene Ontology annotation, biological process: regulation of apoptotic process. The coding region runs from base 183 to 4319 and encodes 1378 amino acids. Gene Ontology annotation, molecular function: protein binding. The record is from RefSeq and is a predicted model, not a curated record. The transcript is spliced from 18 exons. Lineage: Eukaryota; Metazoa; Chordata; Actinopteri; Perciformes; Sebastidae.
GCAGAAGGAUGAAAACUGUAGACUGAGGCAGGUCAGUGUCCUGGUUUAACCUCUCAGACUGACUUCAGAUCAGAAGAUGAGUGGUUGUGUGGAGGAAGAGGAGGACAGAGCAGAGUCUCUAGUCUCUGGCUAUGUGUCUAUGAAGAGUGACCAGUCUAAAGAUGAUCCUCUGACCUUCAGUGAUGAACCUGGACCCUCAGAGUCAAACAGAUAGAGGUCUGCAGGAGGUUGUAGAUGAACAUAAGAUCAGUCUGAAUAGAGGUCUGCAGGAGGUUGUAGAUGAACAUAAGAUCAGUCUGAAGAAGAGAUGUGAACGUGUUACUGAAGGAACUGAUGAAACAGGAAGUGGAACCCUCCUCAACAGGAUCUACACUGAGCUCUACAUCACAGAGGGACAGAGUGAAGAGGUUAAUACCCAACAUGAGGUGAGGCAGCUUGAGACAGCUUCCAAGAAGAAGACCCUCCAUGACGCUCCAAUCAAGUGCCAGGACAUCUUUAAAGCCUUACCUGACCAACAGGGACACAUCAGAGUCGUUCUGACGAACGGCGUCGCUGGCGUUGGAAAAACCUUCUCAGUGCAGAAGUUCACUCUGGACUGGGCAGAGGGCUUGGAAAACCAAGAUGUCAGUCUGGUGGUUCCGCUUUCGUUCAGGGAGCUGAACUUGAUCAGAGAUGAGCAGUACAGUCUUCUCAUGCUGCUCCAUGAUUUCCAUCCAACAUUACAGAAGGUCACAGCAGAGAAGCUCACUGUCUGUAAAGUUCUGUUCAUCUUUGACGGCCUGGAUGAAAGCAGACUUUCACUGGAUUUCAAGAACAACGAGGUUGUGUCUGAUGUCACCCAGAAGUCAUCAGUCAACGUGCUGUUGACAAACCUCAUCCAGGGGAAUCUGCUUCCCUCAGCUCUCGUCUGGAUAACUUCCCGACCUGCAGCGGCCAAUCAGAUCCCUCCUGCAUGUGUUGACAGGGUAACAGAAGUACGAGGCUUCACUGACGCCCAGAAGGAGGAGUACUUCAGGAGGAGAGUCAGUGAUGAAGAGCUGUCCAGCAGAAUCAUCUCACACAUCAAGACAUCCAGGAGCCUCCACAUCAUGUGUCUAAUCCCAGUCUUCUGCUGGAUCACUGCUACAGUUCUGGACCACAUGUUGACUACAGACCAGAGAGGAGAGCUGCCCAAGACCCUGACUGACAUGUACUCACACUUCCUGUUGGUUCAGACAAAGAGGAAGAAGCAGAAGUAUGGUAAGGGACAUGAGACGAGUCCACAGGAGCUGACGGAGGCUGACAGGGAAGUUCUUCUGAAGCUGGGGAAGCUGGCGUUUGAACAGCUGGAGAAAGGAAACAUCAUGUUCUACCAAGAAGACCUGGAGCAGUGUGGUCUGGAUGUCACAGAGGCCUCGGUGUACUCAGGAGUUUGUACAGAGAUCUUCAAAAGAGAGAGUGUGAUCUUCCAGAAAACAGUCUACUGCUUUGUUCACCUGAGCAUUCAGGAGUUUCUGGCUGCAGUCUACAUGUUCCACUGUUACACAAACAGCAACACAGAUAGUCGUGGCCCAUCUCUGGAUGUCUUCCUGAAGAGAGCCAUGGAGAAAUCCCUUGAAAGUAAAAGUGGCCACCUGGACCUGUUUGUUCGCUUCCUUCAUGGCCUCUCUCUGGAGUCCAACCAGAAGCUCUUAGGAAGUCUGCUGGGUCGGACAAAGAACAGUUCAGGAAGCAUCCAGAGAGCCAUUAAAAACCUGAAGAAGAUGAACAGAGAUAAUAUCUCUCCUGACAGAAACAUCAACAUCUUCCACUGUCUGACGGAGAUGAACGACCACUCGGUACAUCAGGAGAUCCAAGAGUUCCUGAAGUCAGAGAACAGUUCAGAGAAGAAACUCUCUGAGAUCCACUGCUCAGCUCUGGCCUACAUGCUGCAGAUGUCAGAGGAGGUUCUGGAUGAGUUGGACCUGAAGAAGUACAACACAACAGACGAGGGACGACUGAGACUGAUUCCAGCUGUGAGGAACUGCAGAAAAGCUGUACUUUCUGACUGUAGACUCUCAGAUACUCACUGUGAAGUUGUGGCCUCAGCUCUGAAGUCCAACCCCUCCCAUCUGAGAGAGCUGGACCUGAGUGACAAUUACAACCUGAAGGAUUCAGGAGUGAAACUGAUGUCUGCCGGACUGGAGAGUCCAAACUGUAGACUGGAGACUCUGAGAUUGAGGCGGUGCAGUUUGUCAGAGAUCAGCUGUGCUUCUCUGGCCUCAGCUCUGAAGUCCAACCCCUCCCAUCUGAGAGAGCUGGAGCUGACAUACAACAAGCUGCAGGAUUCAGGAGUGAAGCUUCUGUCUGGUUUUCUGGAGAGUCCACACUGUAGACUGGAGACUCUGAGAUUGAGGUGGUGCAUUUUGUCAGAGAUCAGCUGUGCUUCUCUGGCCUCAGCUCUUAAGUCCAACCCCUCCCAUCUGAGAGAGCUGGAUCUGAGUGGAAACAACCUGAAGGAUUCAGGAGUGAAGCUCCUGUGUGGUUUUCUGGAGAGUCCACACUGUAGACUGGAGACUCUGGGAUUGAGGAGCUGCAGGUUGUCAGAGAUCAGCUGUGCUUCUCUGGCCUCAGCUCUGAAGUCCAACCCCUCCCAUCUGAGAGAGCUGGAUCUGGAUGACAACGAGCUGCAGGAUUCAGGAAUGAUGCAGCUGUCUGAUCUUGUGGAGAGUCCACACUGUAGACUGGAGACUCUGAGGACCACCGAGAAGGACUACACAGCUGCCAGACACAAAGAAUGGGACUCAGAUGUCAAACUGAAUGUGGAAGAAAACCUACCGGAGGACGACAAAAAGGCUCCAACAUCCUUCUCACCUGAGCAGACAGCUGAAUCUUCAUACAGCUUCAGGUGUCCUGGUCCAGGUGUGUUCCAGUGUGCUUUGACUGGACUGGUGUUUGUCAUGGCUCAGGAGGCGGAGCUACUGUACAGGACCGUCCAAUGGGAUGAGAGCUUCCUCCAAUCAGCUGGCAAAAUGGCUGCAGGGCCGCUGUUCAACAUUAAGUGUUCUGAGGAUGCUGCUCUCCGUCAGCUCCACCUCCAACACUGUGACACAAAGGAAGCAUUGCUCUGUGAUGGCCUGUUGUCUGUCGCUCACAUCUCUGAUGAUGGAAUGAGCAUCUUGGAGCCGCUGGAGAUUACAGACACUCAUGUGGUUGUGAAGAUCUCUCACCUCUCUGCCUUUGGCCUGAUCUGGGAUACGAUUCUUAGGAUUCGGAACCUCAUAUGGCCGAUAAAUGGCCAAGUCCUGCUGUUCCUCCGACCUCCCAAGAUAAGACAUCAAGUACUCCAUGUCUUUCUGCUGAACAACAACGUCCUUGUAAGCGAGGUUGAGGCACAACAAAGAGGUGCUACGUACAUCCCGAACACUGCCGACUGUCUUCUCAACUUUGGUCAAAGUUACAGUGUCCACUGUGAACCUGGGAGCUUCAGAAUACAACCUGAUCGUGCAUCAUACCGCUCAAAUUAUGGACCAAAUUACCAUCCGACAUUUAAAGUUAUCCUGACUACGAUUCCAGACGAAGUGACUCUGAUGGUCCGGAAUCAAGAGAGGACAGAAGACGUCUGGAGAUGUGAUCUGUUGCAAGGAGAUCUAACAAUGGAAAUCCCUCAGAGGAACGUCCCAGCAGAGGACAGCGUCCCAGUAGAGGGCAGCGUCCCAGCAGAGGACAAUGUCUCACCAGAGGAGAGGUUGCGGUUGGUUCGAACAAAGUUUGUAAACGGGAUGUCUGAUCCUAAUCUGAACAAGCUUCUGGAUGAACUCCUUCAACGUCGCGUUAUAAGUGAUGAAGAAAUGGAGUCAAUCAGAACAAAAACCAGGGCAGAUAAAGCACGAGACCUGAUCGACACGGCACGAAGAAAGGGAACUGAAGCCAGCAGAGUUCUGAUCGCUGCUCUCCGUAAGGAGGAUCCGUGGUUUUUCUCAGAUCUAACAAUGGAAAUCCCUCAGAGGAACGUCCCACCAGAAGACAGCGUCCCACCAGAGGACAGCGUCGCAGCAGAGGCCAACGUCUCACCAGAAGACAACCUCUCACCAGAGGACAACGUCUCACCAGAGGAGAGGCUGCUGAGGGUUCGAACAAAGUUUGUAAACGGGAUGUCUGAUCCUAAUCUGAACAAGCUUCUGGAUGAACUCCUUCAACGUCGUGUUAUAAGCGAUGGUGAAAUGCAGUCAAUCAGAACAAAAACCAAGAGAGAUAAAGCACGAGACCUGAUCGACACGGUGCGACUAAAGGGAACUGAAGCCAGCAAAUUCCUGAUCGCUGCUCUCCGUAAGGAUGAUCCGUGGGUUUUCAGAAUUUAGGAUGAA